AUGGAGCAGGUCCACGGAGUUGAUGUCAGUUGGAUGACACAGGCCUCCCCCAAGGACAAAAUUCUUAAGAAAACCCCAUCCGCCAGCGAUUCUCCACUGCCCCAACAGAUCCCCCGAACACCAGCAACGAACCCCUCGAAUUCACCGGCAUCGACUGAAUCCAAGGCCAAUGGCUCGUUGGGCACGUCGCCGUCACCAAACGGCGCGGGGAAUGCAAGGAGGAAAACUCGUUCGGGUUCGGUAGAUAAGAGCAAUGGCCCAACUGGGCCGCCUCACCGGCGGAACUCUUGGUUCUCCAACAUAUCUGCCAAGUUCUCCGGGUCUUCUGCUCAGGCUGGGAACACCGCCCCGGCCAGUACGAAUGCCCCGAUUCCGGAGAAGGAGGACGACUCGAUUGCACAACCACCACCGCCGCCUGUAACCCACUCGAGAGUUCCUCCAGCCGGUGGAUCAAGGAAUCCGGUUCUUCCACCGGCUGCGAGGUCGGAAGGAAAUGGGCCAUAUACUCCAGCUCCGCCGAAGAACAGCCAAGCUGGCUUCUUGGGAGUAUUCCGGAGGCUGUCGUCCUCGUCUGGCGGAUCUCUCGGCACAGGAGCCAAACUAGGGCACGGUCUUGUCGAACGCAGGGUGUUGAACGUGGACCAUCACCGCGAAAGAUGUCCCAUUUCAGAGCUGAAUAGUGCCAAGUUACGGAGGGUUUCUUUCUGUGUGGAUGUCGAGAUUGCACCCAUGCCUAAGUACUCCGACGGAGAGACACAGGCUAAGGCUCCCGUGAGUGCUGCGCAGAAGAAGAAGAUAACGGAGUCGGGUGAAGGAGAGGCCCUGAAAAACCCCAAAGCUGUAGAGGAAGCAAAGGAGGCCAACGGAAAAGUCCCCACGCCAGCCGAGAGCGUGGUCAGUAAUGGUAACAAACCCUCGGACAGCCCCAAACCAGACUUGGACAUCAUCGACGAGUCCACUCCUAUAUCGGACGCCGUAAAACCAGAGCCUGAAAAGGAGACCACCCGAAAGAAAGAAAAGAAAAAGAAGAGCGAGGAAGAGCGCAAAGCUAGGAAAGAAAAGAAGCGCAAACUCGCCGAAGCCAAUGGAACCAUUCCCAUGGAGAUUCGCUAUGAUAGCAGCGAUUCGUCUACCGAGCCCGGUAGCACACUCAACGGGAUAGUUAAAACAACAUCAAUACCGACAACAAAUCCGGUCAGGAUAUACCGUAGAUGUUGCCAGCUACGGGAGACACCCAUUCUAAAGAAGAUAACUGAGCAGCUAAUCAACGCCACUCCCUCCGCGCAGCUAGGCGUCGUGAAUAAGCUAGAUCUGACAGGCUACACUAUGCAGUUGGAAGAUCUCGUCACGCUUGGGGACUAUUUUGCAGUUGUGCCAGUACGAGAGGUUAUUUUGGAGAACUGCAACCUCGGAGACGAGGGUCUGAGGGCAAUUUUGGCCGGUCUUCUCGCUGCGAAGGUUCCUGAUUAUAGGCGGCGGAAGCAGAAACAAGACCUGCAGGAACAAGGUGGUGUCGUCGAGCGCCUGGUUUUGAAGGACAACAAUAUUGGCCCCGAUGGGUGGAAACAUCUCUGCCUAUUCAUCUACCUUUGCCGUUCAUUGAAGUUUCUAGACGUCUCGAACCUCCAACUACCCCGGCAAGGAUCUACACAGCAGAAUGGGCAAGCCAUCAACGGGCAUCAAAUUCCCAAAGGCAUUUCCGAGGUCUUAUCGAAGUCAUUAGGUGAGAGGCUAGGCGGAUCUACGCUUGAGCUCAUCAAUCUCGGAGGCACAGAGCCAACAACAGAGCAACUUGGUGUGAUUAUCGAUGGUCUUGUACAGUGCGGCGUCCGAAGGCUUGGUUUGGCUAAUAACCAUAUCGACGAACAAGGAGUGUCACACAUCGCGCGUUACCUCGCCGCCAGGAAAUGCGAAGGCUUGGAUCUUAGUGGGAAUGAUCUGAAAGACCAUAUGGAACAGAUCAUAGCGCCGAUUCAGGAAACCGACCCAUUGUGGGCUCUCAGCCUAUCUGGCUGCAGCCUCAACCCUUCGUCACUCUGCAAGAUUAUGCCUACCUUGAUGAAGCUAGAAAGUUUCCGGUUUAUAGACCUAUCGCAUAACCAGGACCUUUUCCAAUCAACCCCCAGCGCUGUGGGUUUAUUGAGAAGGUACCUGCCCAAGAUGAAACCAUUAAAACGCAUUCAUCUCCAGGAUGUAGCCAUGACUUCUGAACAAGCUAUUGCGCUGGUGGAAAUUUUGCCCGAAAUCCAUCAAUUAGCACAUAUUAAUCUCCUUGACAACCCUGAAUUGGUGGCGCUGGCAGAUGCCAGGACUGAGGAGGCCCAAGAAGAGGCAUGCGCCCUGUAUGCAUCAUUAUUAGCAGCCUGUCGAGUUUCGGAGAGCAUCAUCUGCGUUGACAUUGAGGUUCCGAGCGAACAGUCCGGCGAGAUUGUCAAGGCCAUGGCCAAGCAAGUGGUGGCCUACUGCCUCCGAAACAUGGAGCGUAUACCCGAUCACGAUGUGGGCGCGGCCAUAAGUCUGGCGCUCAACGAAACUCAACGUGAAAGGGGCGAAUCCAAAUCCUCAGCGUACCCGGAUGUACUUGUCCAUCUGGUCGGACACGACGUUCUCGAUGAAAGCGAGAGUGUCGAUGACGAUGGCUCUGCCCCUGAUGAUGAUUAUGUCAUUGGAGGCACUGGCCUCGUGAAAGCCCUGACAUGCUGUCUCGAAAAUCGCGGCGAUGCGUCGAGCGGGCAGUAUGGAGAAUUUAUUGGCGAACUUGAAGAGGAGGAAGCAGGGGGCUCCAAGCUUGCGGCUGGCAGAAAGGCCAAGGACAUGUCGAAGCAUCUGCUGGCUGGCGCCCGCAAGAUCCGCAUGCGCCUCCAGCCCGCUCUCACCAGGGCAAGAGCACACCACCCACGUGAUGAACAGAAUUUGCGCAAGCUCGUCUUCCUAGACGACACUCUUCAGGGUAUCAUCAAGCGAUUUGAGGAUGAGUACCCGGACACUAGAGAGCCAAUUGAGACACUGGGAGAAACGGCAGCAUCCUCAAAGAGUCAUGUGGAAAUACUAUCAGCAUCUCCUCCAGGGGCUGAAGACAAGGGUGCCAUAUCUGAUGGCGAAGAUGAGUCAAAGAUCCAACCACCAAGACCUCUGUCUCGAUCAAACUCUGUGCUCUCCAAAUUACUCGCAGAAGAGGAGGCGCAGGUUCUGCGUGUCGGCCACCGGUUCCGAUCUGGCCUCUUUACGCAGGAACAGAUGGAUGUUCUGAGCACAGUUGAUGAUAUUGGAAAUGACCCCAAGCAUAUAACACUCCUUACGGGAGUUGCUGAGGAUGUUGGAGGUGAGCUCCUCGAACUGGUCAAGCAGAAAGGUGUUAUCCGCGCGUUCAAGGAAGAUCGGGAUAUCGUCUUCAAGUGCAUGCAAGAACACGAUCCAGAUCACUGGGACAGCUUCGUCGAAUCUCAACGAAAGGCUCGUGCCAACAUCACAGUACCUACAAGCGACACUAAGCCGACGGUUGAAACUCAGCUCGCAGAUGAAAGCGCCAUCAUCGACUGA
Molecule: messenger RNA, 3540 nt
Organism: Clonostachys rhizophaga
Lineage: Eukaryota; Fungi; Ascomycota; Sordariomycetes; Hypocreales; Bionectriaceae
Source: the annotation of a GenBank genome assembly